Chelmon rostratus (copperband butterflyfish) is the source of this 2592-nucleotide messenger RNA. RefSeq names its product NADH:ubiquinone oxidoreductase subunit A5 (gene ndufa5). Gene Ontology annotation, biological process: respiratory electron transport chain. The transcript is spliced from 5 exons. The record is from RefSeq and is a predicted model, not a curated record. Bases 40 to 390 code for a protein of 116 amino acids. Lineage: Eukaryota; Metazoa; Chordata; Actinopteri; Chaetodontiformes; Chaetodontidae.
GCCGGAAAUCGCUGACAACAGAUUUGUCCGCAGAAAAGAAUGGCUGGGCUGCUGAAAAAGACGACUGGCCUGGUUGGCCUAGCAGUGUCCCACAAUCCACAUGAGCGUCUGAGGAUUCUGUACUCAAAGAUCCUUGCAUCACUGCAGACCAUGCCACAGGACGCAGCAUACAGGAAGUACACAGAGCAGCUGGUCAACGAGAGGUUCAACCAUGUCAAAACGGAGCCUGAUGUUGAGAAGCUUGAGACCAAGAUAAACUGUGGCCAGAUCGAAGAAGUAAUUUUCCAGGCGGAGUGUGAGCUGGCUCUGUCCAGGAAGAUGUUGGAGUGGAAACCAUGGGAACCGCUAGUAGAGGAGCCUCCUACCAACCAGUGGAAAUGGCCUAUCUGAAUACAUCUGUGUAUACUGCUAUGUCGUACUGUGUGUGUGUGUUCCAUCCUUCUGCUUCUUAUGAAGUAUUGUACAAAUACAAGACCUGCAGCUAUUUCCCCGUUUAUUCUAGAGUGUCAUUGUUGAACUUAUCACAGAAUAAGAACUACUAUAUAUAUACACCAUUAAAUGAGCCAGUUACAUUUUUAUAGCUGCACCAGGAGAAAGCUGAAUGCAAAUCACUGGUCUGUAGAUUUAGGAAAAAAAAAACUUUUUUUGGUUCAAUUAAGAAUACCACAGUUGGUGUCGCUAUAAGUAAAACCUUCAAAAUCAAAUAUCCGAUGUAUCCCUCACAACACAGUACAUUGAUUAAGUCAGAAUAGUAAAAAUAAGUCAGUUUUUAGCUGGAAUGCAGCUGCUGUAGUCAUACAUAAUAAAGGAGGCAUUAUGUAUUAUGCUAGAGCGAAAUCGGAUCAACAAAAAACAUCUCUGCCAUCACACACUGUUGUCAUACAGAAGGUUAUGACCACUGUUCAGACACCAUCUGCAGCUGUGUCAUCCUCCUCAGGCUCUGACCUCCUGUAAGCCACUGGUGGCUCUCUGUAACAGCUGGAGCAUGAUGGGAUAUAUGGGAGCAAACUCCUUCCCCUGCCGAGCCCUCACUGACUGCACGUAGGCCUCCAGAGUGCCCCUUAGAUGAGAACAUAGAUGAAACAUUUCAGUUACACCGCAUGGUUCUAUCAGCAGGUUUCAGUGAGUAAUUAUUUACAAUGUACAGCUUGUAUUGACACAACAGUGACUAUCUCUUUUCAAUUUAGAGAAUGGACAGAGGAAAAAAUGCUCAAGUUUACCAUAAAGUGAACAACCAGUUCAGGUAAAUGCUGUUGUGUGUAUUUUGAUUGGAAGAGUCAGCAUGCUGAUUUAUGAAAGGAAUAAGCAAACAUAAUAAAAUAUCACCUGAGGAGAGUGAGCCUGUCUCUCUCAGAGGGAUGAUCGUCCAGCCACUGGGAGUAACGGGCAAUGGACCACUCUGCUCUCUGUGGGGGAGAAUGCUCUUUUAGUUGCUAUCUUGAUAUACACUGAAAAGUCAACACUUUUCUCUUGUGAUUCAUAUAGAUACUUGAAAUCAAAGAUGCAGAUUGAUGUCUGUUUCUACACAGACUUAGUGUACAUCCUUACUGUGUGUUAAGUAUUAUAAACAAGACAAGAUCACAAUAAAAUUGGUGUGUGUACAGGCCUGGUGAGGUGACUUGAGCUCAGAUGGGGCUCUGGUGAGGAGGAAGUGCAGCAGAGUGCUGUAGGGGAUCAGGUCACCCACUGCUGGACUGCUGGCUAUCAUCUCGCUGGUCUGAAACAGCAGUGGCCUUGAACACAAAACACACAAUAGAAUGUGUAUACUCUAUACUGGACACAAUCAGGCUUAAAGGACCAUCAAAAUAUGUCUUAAUAUAUUUUGUAUCAUCAGCUAAAAAUAAUAUAAAGUUUAUAUUGCUCCUAAACUUUUUCCACAACAUCAGUGUUUAGAUUGAUUUCCUUCCUUCCAGGCAAGCAGUGGUUUCAGUCCAUUUCAGUUAUUAAAUGAUGUUUGAGGUUGCAAAGUGCAACCAACUGAAUACUCAGCUCUAUCUCCCCUACAGUGGCUGCUUAAAACAGGAAAGGCCCUCUGUAAGGUCAGUGUUUGGUCUGUCUUGUUCUUGGCUACUGUAGAAACAUGGCAUUGCAACGUGGAAAAACUCCGUGGAAGACGACAUGCUCCCUCUGUAAAUAUAAAGGGCUUAUUCUAUAACAACAGUAAUCUUGUAAUAAUCCAAAGAAGUACCAAAUUCAUCUCAGAUAAAAGACUUUCCUUGAACACAGCAAUUACUGAAUAGAAUGAAUUGACACCAUUGGUUGUCAGUGAGGUACAGUGGGAAAACAAUCUAAAAACUUAUGAUACAUUUGGUCAACAUGGCAAAUGACCUGUAGAUACCAGGAAAAAAAUUGUGCUAUCUUUAGCGAUUUAAACACCAAUCUUAAAUGCUCAGUUUACCUAAACUGCCAGCUCAAAGUUCUGCUGUUUAUCUGCUAUAAUGUGAAUGUGGUUUGAGUUAGAUGAACUGACCCUCACUUCCGACUAGCCCCUGCUCAAAACAAAAUAUUUCUACUUAAAAAUGAUGAUGAAAAUCACCCCUGAUCCUGGUUACAAUAAAAUCAAAGAGUACAAAUGACGAGUGAUGAGUGUUG